This is a messenger RNA of Hypoxylon trugodes, 2581 nucleotides long. Its product is annotated as putative dynamin GTPase. Gene Ontology annotation, cellular component: microtubule; cytoplasm; membrane. The coding region runs from base 192 to 2291 and encodes 699 amino acids. The record is from RefSeq and is a predicted model, not a curated record. Lineage: Eukaryota; Fungi; Ascomycota; Sordariomycetes; Xylariales; Hypoxylaceae. Gene Ontology annotation, molecular function: GTP binding; microtubule binding; GTPase activity. The transcript is spliced from 3 exons.
UUCAUAUCUAGGCUGAAGCUUUCCAUACAACUUGAAAUUGUCCCACCAAGUCUUUGGUUCCCAUUCGUUUCAAAAUAGAUCAAAGAAGUUCAGUCUACUGGUUUUCAUUAUCUACCUAUCUGGCAGGUAAAUUCCAACUCCCUUCGCCCCUGAGUCGAGUACUACAGGCAGCUACCCCACUAUUAUAGCCCAUGAUGGUGAAGUUAACUGACAAGAUGGCUAUCGCGGAUGCUCCGACGGGCGUGGGCAGUCUUGGCUCUACUUGGUCUAAACAUCGACUAGACCAAAUUAAUGAAGCCCAUAUUAAUGGGAUCAAUGAAUCCAUCUCCCAAUCUCAAAUAGUAGUAUGCGGCGAUACCGCCUCAGGGAAGAGCUCUGUACUAGAGCGCCUGACUGGCAUCCCAUUCUCUCGAAUGGAAGGCAAUGUGAUAAAAUUCCCCAUUGAGAUGGUUUUUCGGCAUACGGACAGGAGGCAGCAAAUCACCGCAACUAUUCGGCCUCAUAGCAAGCAAUGUCCCAUCGCCCAAGAGAAGUUCAGGGGCUACACCCGCGAUCUAUCCAAUAUUUCGGAGCUACCCGCGGUAAUGGAUGAAAUGAUCUCCAAAAUUAUCCUUUAUGACAAGGGGUCUCGUUCUAUGGGUGCUAUCACUGCCGACACGCUACGGAUUGAAGUAAAGGCAGCCCAUGGCCUUCAUCUGUCGAUAAUUGACCUGCCUGGAUCCAUAUCUCGUCCUAAAGCAUAUGAUAUAGAGGGCAGGUCCAACUUACUACAAAGGCUAGCAGAAAGCUACCUCUCGGAUACUCAUUCGAUAAUAUUAGCUGUUAUUGAGGCCUCAAAUGUCACCAACCAUGGUGUAAUGGGCUUGGCCCAAAAAUUCGACCCAGAAGGCCAGCGAACCCUAGGUGUCAUCACCAAAACCGAUUCCAUAAAACAAGGAGCCGAGUACGAAAUUGCGAAACUAGCGAAGAAUAUGGGCAAUCACAAACCGGAGCUAGGAUAUUUUCUACUGAUGAACCCUAUCACCUCCGAAAGGGAGGCUGGUUUAACCUUAGAUGCUCAAUCUCGCAUGGAAAUGAGAUUCUUCUCUAAACCCGCUUGGAAAACACAGCGCCUCUUUUGGCAUCGAGUGGGAGUUGAAAACUUGAAGUUAUUCUUACGCGAUCUCCUUGAGGAGCGUAUUGAGGUUGAGCUCCCAAAUAUAUGGGAGGCUACUAGUGACAGGUUGUCUGAAGCCGAGCAAGAACUUAAGGCGCUUGGAGAUCAACGGUCUACAGUUAGCGGCGUCCGGGUAUUCAUGACGGGCCUAGCCAUGCACCUCUCUCAAUUGACCCGUGCUGCUCUUGACGGAAACUACCACGAGCUCAGCGCGGAGUUCUUUUCGGGGCCCAAGAAUCGACUACGAACCGAGGUUCACACCGCUAACAAAGAAUUCGCCAAUUACAUGCACGAUAAUGGACAAUGGAGAAAAAUAACGACCAGGAGUGGCAUCACAGACAAUCAACUCCUCGUGACCAAGGAAGAAAUGAUUGGAUGGGUGAAAUCUGUGUAUGAACGCCAUGAGGAUAUAAUCCCCGGGGUAUUCCAGAGUGCAGUCUUCACAGAGCUAUUCAAGGCACAAUCGAGCCGCUGGUCAACUAUUGCGAAGAAUCACGUAGACAAGGUAUUUAGAAUAAUAUCAAACUGGAUUACCCGAGCGGUUUCUACCAACGCUUUAGACGGAAAGCUACUUUGCUACCUUAUCUCUACUUACGGGAAAGGCCUUGACCAAGCAAAAGAUCUAGCCUACGAGGAGCUAGAGAAGCUAUUAAAAGACGAAAAGCUUCCUAUCAUGAAUCAUCGUCUCCACGCAGAGACCAUACAGCACGUGCGGAAUAAAGUCGCUUCAGAAGCGUAUGCAACAGCUGUGGAAAAGGUAGUCCGAAAACGUUGGGGUAGCGACGACAAGUUGAUCACAGCUCGAGAAGUACUUGAAAUCAUCCGGAGUAAAACAGUCGUCGGGCUAGAUAAACAAGCACAUAUCGAGACAAUAGCAUUAUUGGACGUUUAUUACAAGGCAGCAUUGUCCACUUUCAUCGAUAAUGUAUGUCGCCAGGUGGUCGAACGCCAUCUUCUAUCUGCGCUACCGUCGAUAUUCUCCCCUCAGGGAAUAACUGAGCUAAGUGAAGAGGAACUUUUUCGCAUAAGUUCUGAGACUGUAGCUCAGCGAGAUAGGCGAGCCCAACUUGAAUCCACAGUAAACAGUCUUCGAAAGAACCUCGCGGAUCUUCAGAGGUACUCUAUAAAGGCAUGAAUCAUUCGAUCGUCGCUUGAAAACGAAAAAGUCGCUCGAGUGUUAGCUUUGUGGGUCAAUAGGUGCGAGAUUUAAAGGGUUCCUUUCCCACCCCCCUGGACUACAAUGUAUAUUCCAACCAAGAAGUACCCUUUCAAGCAGUUCUUGCGAUUGAUUUGUUCCAGUCAUUUCUACUCUUGGUUAACUGGUCAUCAUGAGGGAUAGGGGUAAAUUAUCAAAUUAUGAGGGAAGUAGCAUAAUAACCAUUUCACAGCUCAAGAUGAAUGCGCGCGUAAUUGAGUAAUAUUUAG